CAUCCGGGUUAGUCCUUCUUCAUGUAUGGGUAUUGUAUUGUCUCAAAACAUUUUAGAUUCAACAUGGCGGAUUUGAUAUGGAGUUUUGGUGGUAAUUUUCUCGCCGUUGUUUGCAAUACUGGAGCUAAAGUUCUGGAUGUAAGGUUCUUACUGAAGAUGACAAGUUUUUAAUUACAUCAGAUAGAGAUGAGAAGAUACGAGUUAGUUGUUUCCCAAACUCAUAUAGCAUCCAUACAUUUUGUCUUGGACAUUUAGAUUUUGUUAGCUGUUUAGCUCUGUUAUCAAGAAGUCAAAACAUUCUUGUGUCAGGUGGAGGGGAUGGGACUGUCACUUUCUGGAAUCCUGAUUCAGGCAAAGAUAUAGCUUCAAAAAAGAUAGAUUACUCAAUAGAAGACAUCAAAGAGGAAAACCCUGAGGAUGAUCAGCACUGUGGUCCAAUUGUUUCAUCCUUAACUUGCUGUUGCAGAAACUCAGUGGUGUGUGCUAUAAUAGAAAGAUGUAAAAUCAUUUCUUUAUACCAUGCAAGUCAAAAGGAGGUUAUAACCCUCCCUUCCUUAGAAGCAAAUGUGCCCCCCUGGAGUGCAGUAUUUGACCCAGAGGGUAGACUCUGGUGUGUGCAGCCCUACCCUGAGGAGCCUGUGUUGGUUUUUGAACCUAGCGGACAUUCACCAGACUUAACGUACGUAAAACUGGUGUCGGAUUUUACACCGCUCCUGUCCUCAGUUAGCGACUGGAACUAUUUAAAAGGUAGUUUAAAUCAGGAGCGUAAACUGGAUACGCUAAGAAAGAAAGAGGUCGACAAUUUAACGGAGUACUUGGCAAGAAAAGAGGAACGAAUAGAAAAGAAAAAUAACAAGAGUAAACAUCAGGACAACGGUCAUACUAAAAUGGACAGCUCCACCGUUGAACCGACCACAGAAAGUGAAGCAAAGAGACCAAAACUUGAGUUGACAAGUUAAAUUGGCCAACUAAACAAUGAGUGUUCGCUACUGCCUAUUUGAUACACUUGUGUAGUCCUUGAAUCAAACAAAAUCUAUACAAUUAAAAACUCUUUGGAAUCC
Molecule: messenger RNA, 1061 nt
Organism: Pocillopora damicornis (cauliflower coral)
Lineage: Eukaryota; Metazoa; Cnidaria; Anthozoa; Scleractinia; Pocilloporidae
Product: tRNA (guanine-N(7)-)-methyltransferase non-catalytic subunit wdr4
Biological process (GO): RNA (guanine-N7)-methylation; tRNA modification
Cellular component (GO): nucleus; cytosol; tRNA methyltransferase complex
Molecular function (GO): protein binding
Source: RefSeq, a predicted model, not a curated record